Paramecium sonneborni is the source of this 2884-nucleotide messenger RNA. Lineage: Eukaryota; Ciliophora; Oligohymenophorea; Peniculida; Parameciidae. The record is from the annotation of a GenBank genome assembly.
AUGAAUUUAACUACGAGAUUUGUGGACUCUUUUAGUCUAACAGAUGAUCUGCUGACUCAAAUUAUUUAAGAUAAACAGACAAUAAGUUUAUCUUUGAGACAGCUAAGUAAAUUACAUCAUCUUCAAAAAAUGUUAGAAGAGUUUUAAUUUCUGAAUAUUGUUUACAGUGAUUAGAGUAGAGUGAGGUAAAUCUAAAUUUUAUUUUAGAAAGAUGAUGUUAACAAGAACAAAAUCAAAUCUAAAUCUUCAAUAAUAAUUAUGUUAUUAAAUAGAUAAGAAAAUAGAUGAUUUCAUGGUAUAAAUUGUAAAAAUGUUUUAGAACUUUUUUAAGAAAUUGGACUCAAUAUUGUUUUAUACUAUGAAUAUGUAACUUAUUUCUGAAAAUUGUUUGGAGUUUUUAUAGCAAAUAGCGGAUUUAAUAUUGGGAAGUCCUGCAUUUACAGUUAUUUAUGAGAUUAAUAAGAAAGUGAAUGGAAUGUCAACUCAUGUAAAGGAUAUAGAGAAUGCUUAUCAGAAGUUAUUGAAAUUUAAGGAGAGUACAAAUGUAGAAGGGAGUGAACUUGAUAACUUAUUUGGCCCAAAUUAAUUAUAUGUUUACAAAAACAAAUAUUCAUACUUGAUUUAUGAUGUGAAAGAUGUGCCAUUUAAGGCAUUUCCAGAUUAUAGAUUGAUAUUGGAUUAGUUUAUAUCCCUUGCUUAUGAUUUUUAGAAAGAAAUAUAUGAGUGAGAUUUAUAUCUAUAAACAUUUAGCAAAGAGAAUUUAGUGAGCAUAAUAAGAGGAAUAAAGUCAAGGUUUAUAAAGAAUUCAACGAGAAUUUGUUAAGAAAUCAUUCGAUAGCAAGUUACUGAAGUAUUAUCUAGUUAAUGGUAUAAUAAUUAAAUUAAUAAAUAGUUGGAUAGAAAUGCCAGACUAAAUACAAUACAUGAAUGAUUUAAUAAUAGAUUAAAAUGGUUAUGUGGUAUUGCCAGUAAAAUUAGAUAAGAGAAUCAAAUAUUAUAUAAAGAUUGAAUCUCCAAACAUAGAUAUGAUUACAUUUAGUGAUUAUGUAAAAUUAAAUUAAAAAAUAUUAUAGAUUUAAUAAUUAUGGUAGAGAUUGACAUAUCAGUUAAAAGAUUUGAAGAAUGAAGAAUUUUUAAAGUAAAUGUUAGAAGUUAAUUCUCCAAAUAAAUUAUAUUUGUAAUUAGAUGGAGAAGGUAAUAUAAGAUAUUAGAGCUGUUGUAUACCUGAUUCUUGGUAUUUUAUGUUAAUUAAGGGGGGCACUCUUGAAGAUUUACAAUUAGAAUAAAUAAAUAAACAAAGCUUGAUUUAAAAAAUGCAAGAAUUAAAAUCUUCAGCAAAAGGUGCUGUUAGUGUUUGUUAAAUAUGUUUUGGUGAUAAAGCAGUGGAUGUUGAUUUAUUUGCUAAAAGAAAUGAGGAAGAUGAAAUUACUGAUUAUUAUACUGUUUUUAAUGCACCUAAAAAGUAUCCCAUCUUCUCUAUCUAAGGAAAUAUGAGGAUGAUCAUAGGAUAUCUGCAUAGUUAUGUAGUGAAACUAAAUUGCAAGAAUUGAGUAAAGCUGCUUUGAUUAAUAUUAAAAUGGAGAAGUUAUCAAAAGCCUGUAAUGUGAUGAGAGAAUAUCUGAAGGUUAAUCUUACUGAUGAGGAAAUCAUUGAUCUACUAAAAGAGAAAGAUAUUAUUAAAGAAGUUUAUAAUCAUUAAUCUAUUACUGAUGAUAUUAGAUCAUCUUAUGUGAUGGAAUAUUAUAAAGCUGAAUCAUCUAAAGUUAUGAGAGAUUCUGUUUAGGGUAGUUAACAAUACAUUAUUGAAUCAGAACUCACAAAUAUCAAAAGUAAUGUCCAUAUCUAAUUUUUUAGAAUUUGAUCUCUAUACUUUAGAUGCAAAUGAUAUUUCUAAUCUUAGUGACUAUUCAUUUGAUAUUACUGUUGUUCAAGAUAAAAAUGAGUAAUUGAGAUAUACAUGGGCUCUAUUUCAUUUGUGUAAUUUCAUUGAUCUUUACUAAAUCAAUAAAGAAGUAUUCUAUUAAUUCACUGUUAUUGUACAAGAAAAAUAUACUUAUAGGUAAAAUCCAUUUCAUAACUUUGAUCAUGGAUUUACUGUUGCUCAUGCUUGUUAUUAUAUAAUCAAAAGUAAAAGCAUGAAUCAAUAUUUUGAUAAAUUCAUUUAAUUUACUGCUCUACUUUCUGCCUUAUGUCAUGAUAUUGAUCAUACUGGACGUAAUAAUCAUUUUGAAAGUCAAAAAUUAUCUAAAUUAGCACUUAGAUAUAAUGAUGAAUCUGUUUUAGAAAAUCAUCAUGCAUCUGUUAUGUUCAAAAUUCUAAAGAAGGAAAAAUAUAAUAUUUUGAGUUCUCUUAGCUAAGAUUAAUUCCUUAUAUUUAGAAAAUAUGCUAUUGCAAAUAUUUUAGGAACUGACAUGAAAAAACAUUUUGAAAUUGUUAAAUAACUAGAACUUAAAUUAUCUAAACUCCCAGAUGAACCAUUUAUAUAAAAAGAAGAAGAUAAGAAAUUUUUAUCAAGCGCUAUUAUACAUACUUGUGAUUUAACUAUGUAAUCUAAAACUUUCAAAUUGGCAUAGAAAUGGUCAAAUCGUAUAGCAACUGAAUUUUCAGAUUAAGUUUUUGAAGAAAAAUAAUUAUCAUUACCUAUUACCUAACAUUUUUUACCAUUAGGAACACCUAAUUUCAAUUAAUUAUUAGCUAAAUAAGAAAUUUCAUUCAUUAAAGUAUAAAUUUGUAACUAUAUUUUUUUUUAGUUCAUUGUUAAACCUGCUUUUGAUUUAACAGCAUAAGUUUUAUAAACAGGUUUAGAAGUACCAUUAAAAAAUCUAGAAGAAAAUCUUAAAGAGUGGGAAAAUUAGAAAUGAUAAAAAUAAAUCAGUUGUUGUAG